Marchantia polymorpha subsp. ruderalis is the source of this 854-nucleotide messenger RNA. The record is from the annotation of a GenBank genome assembly. NCBI's taxonomy places the organism in Eukaryota, Viridiplantae, Streptophyta, Marchantiopsida, Marchantiales, Marchantiaceae.
ACACGUCCUUCAGCGAUCCAGCUCUCGCAAGCUUGACUCUGAUCGACAAUCUCUCUUUCGAAGUUUUGAGCUUUCUUCUUUCGAUCUCUUCGCGAAAAUGCCUUCAUUCGAGCUUGAGCUAGAUCUUUCAGUAGAGGUUGGUCCCAUGUGGGCAGUCAUGGAGACUCAGAACAACCUCCUCCCGAAGCUCUUGCCAGAGAUUUACCAAAGCAUCGACAUCGUCGAGGGUGAGGGAGCCCCAGGAUCUGUUCGACUCGUCAUGUUCGGAUCAAUGGUUCCGAAUGGUGGGUACGUGCAGUAGGUCAUCAGGAGCAAGGACCGCCAGACCCUUACCGUUGUGUCAGAGGAGGUCUCGGGAGGACAUUUGGAGACAUAUGGAUUCACCAAAUGGGUGCAAACGUUUAAGUUGAUCCCUGCCGAGGAGGGCUCGAAAUUGCUCAUUUCUGCUGAAUUUGAGGGUGGAUCGGAGGAGGACAUUGACGAGUCCAACAAAUGGACGAAGCUUGUACUCAUCAAAACUUUCGAGGUUCUCGAGCGCUGCGCUGCCAGGUCCUCCUGAAUUGCGCUCCCUCAAAUUCUAAAAUCUGCUAUAUGCUGGAUCAAUCAGCUCCAUCUGCAGUUGAAACCUGAUGCAAUCGCUGUCAGCGGAUUUGUGCAAGUUCUUGCUCUUCUUUCUCGGACUCACUGUUAGUUUUGUUUGAGCCCAUAGAGCAUUGGCACACGAAUCAAAUCAGCUUCGUGAACCUUAUGGCUGUGCUCAGGACGCCAUUGAUCUUUUCAGCUGACUUGUAAUUAAAAUUGGCAUCUCCAAAGUGAGAAUAAAACCUUCCAAUGAGGUUGUCAUCACAACCGCU